Messenger RNA from Dipodomys ordii (Ord's kangaroo rat), 2816 nucleotides. RefSeq names its product fibrinogen-like 2 (gene Fgl2). The transcript has 2 exons. The coding region runs from base 80 to 1399 and encodes 439 amino acids. The record is from RefSeq and is a predicted model, not a curated record. NCBI's taxonomy places the organism in Eukaryota, Metazoa, Chordata, Mammalia, Rodentia, Heteromyidae.
CCCAGCAGCCUGGCUAUUAAAGCUCUCCGCCUGCUGCCGGCAGGCGCCCCACUGCUCCCCACCGUUCUCCACUGCCGAGAUGAAGCUUCCAGACUGGUGCUGGCUGAGCUCAGCUGUCCUGGCUGCUUGCGGCUUGGUGGUGGUGGCAAACAACGAAACCGAGGAAAUUAGGGAUGGGAGGGCAAAGGACGCCUGCCCGGCGAUGCUGGAGAGCAGAGGGAAAUGCUCCUCGGCCGGCGAGUGUCCUUUCCAGGUGACCCUGCCCCCGCUGGCCAUUCAGCUGCCCCAGGAAUUCGGCAGAAUAGAGGAGGUGUUCAAAGAAGUCCAGACUCUCAAGGAAAUCGUCGACAGCCUCAAGAAAUCUUGCCAAGACUGUAAGUUGCAAGCUGAUGAUCACCGAGAUCCAGGACAUGGACUGGGGUCCCCUGGCACGGGAGCCCCGGGAGAGGCUGGGGACAAUAGAGUUGAAGAAUUGGAGAACGAGGUGAGCAAGCUGUCCUCCGAGCUGAAGACUGCAAAGGAGGAGCUCGACAUGCUGCAAGGUCGCCUGGAGAAACUGAAUCUUGUAAAUAUGAACAACAUAGAAACUUACGUCGACAGCAAAGUGGCCAAUCUCACAUCUGUGGUCAAUAGUUUGGACGGCAAAUGUUCAUCCAAGUGUCCCAGUCAAGAGCUAAUCCAGUCCCAGCCAGUUCAACAUCUAAUAUAUAAAGAUUGUUCUGACUACUACGUAAUAGGCAAAAGGAGCAGUGAGACCUACAGAGUUACCCCAGAUCCCAAAAACCGCAGCUUUGAGGUGUUCUGUGACAUGGAGACUAUGGGGGGAGGCUGGACCGUGCUGCAGGCUCGACUUGACGGGAGCACCAACUUCACCAGAACAUGGGAAGACUACAAAGCAGGCUUUGGAAACCUCCGGCGAGAGUUUUGGCUGGGAAAUGAUAAAAUUCAUCUUCUGACCAAGAGCAAGGAAAUGAUCUUGAGAGUCGAUCUUGAAGACUUUAAUGGUGUCAAACUGUAUGCCCUCUAUGAUCAGUUUUACGUGGCCAAUGAGUUUCUCAAAUACCGUUUACACAUUGGCAACUACAAUGGCACGGCUGGGGAUGCUUUGCGUUUCAAUAAGCAUUACAACCAUGAUCUGAAGUUUUUCACCACCCCAGAUAGAGACAAUGAUCGCUAUCCCUCUGGCAACUGUGGGCACUACUACAGUUCAGGGUGGUGGUUUGAUGCAUGCCUUUCUGCAAACUUAAAUGGCAAGUAUUACCACCAAAAGUACAAAGGUGUCCGUAAUGGGAUUUUCUGGGGCACUUGGCCUGGUAUGAAUGAGGCACAGCCUACUGGCUACAAGUCCUCUUUCAAAGAGGCCAAAAUGAUGAUCAGACCCAAGCACUUUAAGCCAUAAAUCACAAGUUCUCAUCUCUCCAGGCAUUUAUUAUCAAUAGGGCAACAGAUUCCUCAUCACUUUGGAAUAUGCUUUAUUUCCUAUUUCCUUUCUAUGACUAAAAAUUGUCUCGGAGUAGCAGACUCCUAGGCUAUACAGCUUUUGAAAAAUGUGCAUUUAAAAAGACUCCUUGGAAGCUAUUAUCCAAUGCAUGCAUGAAAGCAUUGAGAAUUAUUCAUUUUAUUUGUAAAUCCUUUUAAUUUCUAUUAAUUGAGUUCAUUAGUACGUGUACUACUUUCUAAAAUUAAAAAAAUGUUUAUUCAGUAAGAUAGAUUCUCAGAAGCAACUGCUACUAUGAUGUGUCUAGACAAGCACAUUUGAAAAGAUACUUUUAUUCUAUAAAUUAUUUGCAUAUCUAUCUCUAAAUAUGAAGAUUACUUCAUUCUGAGAUAAACUUACUCAAAUUUACAUUUGCAUUUACUUUGUAUCAAGAAAAUAUUACAGCAUUUUAGUUCCCAAACAAUGGAAAAUAUGCAUUAUUAACCUAUUUGUAGAAUAUUCAUUGAAUGUAGAAUUUGUCAUUAAACUUGGGUAUGGUCGUACAUGCCUAUAAUUCAACAAUAGGGAGGUUGAGGCAAGAGGAUUGUGAGUUUGAGGUCAGCCUGAGCUACACAGUGAGAUCUUCUCUCAAAAAACAAAACAAAAAAAAAACAAACAAGGUAUAACAUACCUCAAAAUGUAAUAGCCUAAUGUCACCCUCCAAACACUUAGAAAACAAUGGAAUUCACUUGCAGUGUGUAACUUGUUAAAUGCCGGAUAGCAAAAGUAUAAAGGUUGCUCAGUAUUGUGCUAGACUACUGAUAGACUUUCUUUUAGGGGGUAUAGGAAUGUGAAAGAGGAACCAUUUAUGUACACUUUGAAAGCCAUUUUUUAAAAUCUAAAGCAAUGAUAUUGUAGAGUAAUACAGUCAACAACUUAGCUUCAAAAGCACUUAUGUUUUCUAGAAUGAAUAAAUUUAUUUAUUAAAAACAUGAAUUUUGAAAUAUAUAUUAAACAUUUAACCCUAACUAGUGGAUCGCUUAUCUUGCUAUCAUAAAUUCACAAGUAUGUGUUUAUUUUUUAAGAGAGUGUCCAUUGAUUUUAAUAGGUUCUAGGUAUAAUUUGUGGGGAAGUUAACAAAUAAACAUCUAUGAAAAUACUCUGCAUGUUAUUUUAAAGGGUCACAAUUUUUAUACUUUUAUGACAUUUUUCUACUAAAUUAUUUAACACACAAAUUUCUUUUUGUAAUAAUUUCAUGUCAUUCACUAUAAAAUAUAUUGUAAGUUGAUCAUCUUUAACAUGUUGAUGGAAACAGAUUAUACCUGAUACUCCUUUACCUUAACAUGAUGAUCCAGUAAUACAUACUACUGUUAAUAAAUGUAGACUAUUUACAAAUGUA